AUCAUUAUAUCAGUAAUUGUAAUUAGACUAAUAAAUCCUGUACUAAUUACAUGUUUUCUGAGCAACUCUAGAAAACACGACAUAGAUUCAAAACCUUUAUUUCUCUCUUCCCAUUUUUAUUUCUCUCUCCUACUGUCUCUAUUCUGUAGCAACAACAUUCUUUGCUUCUCUGCCAUACUUCUUCUUCUUCUUCAACAAUUUGACCACUCUCUUCUCUUUCUCUCUCAUCUUCCUCAAUCAUUCAUUUCUCACGCCAAUUAUUUCUGUACGCUUUCACAUUCCAAGAAAUUCUACUUUAUCAUUUUAUUUUUCUCUAUAUCUUCAAACAUUAAUUCAGAUUCGUUGGCUGAUAUUCUACCCCUUAGCAGCUAAACCCAGUUCACAAAUUUAUUCAAUUAGUAGUUAAAAAAAAAUAAUUCCUUGUUUAAAAGUCAAAAUUAUGCUUACCCAGAUCAAUUUUCAGCUUCUCUGAUCCAGAAAAAAAUCUGGGAAUAUUGGGAUUUUAGAUAAUAUCUAAGAUUCCCAAUUUCCCCCAAAUUCCAUUUUUGUUUAUUAUAAUUUUCUGGUUUUUUCUUGAUUCAAUUUGAGAUGUCAGGUUUCAAAGCUCCAUGUCCUGCUAAUUCAGUGUUAUAUAACAAAACCCUUUGUGCUUGUUCACCUGGGUAUCUCUUCAAUGCUACCACAAAAAGUUGCGGGUUAUUUACUAUAAAUCCUUCAAAAUUUAUUGUUAAUUCUGGGGUUGAUUACUCAAUUUCAUUCCCAGAAACAAUCUUUUCUUUUGAUCAAAUUAAGAAGUUUACUCAAUCUCAAGCUGUGUUCUUAGAAGCCACAGCAGUUUUGUUGGUUUCUUGGUUGUUUUUCUGUGUGUUUUUAAGGUUUCGCAAAUUGGGGGAUGGAAGAAGUAUUUGGUUCCAGCUUAGAUGGUGGAUCAGUCGUCUUGAUGUUUGCUUUGCUACAAGGCAUUGGCUGGAGGAUCAGAAGGUAGUUAAGAAGCGAAAAACUGAACUUGGGGGAGCAUUCUCCAUUGCCAGCUGGAUACUUUUCAUUGGUCUGUUUUCGGCGCUUCUGUAUCAGAUCAUAUCCAAUAGAAGCGUGGAGGUUCACAAUCUGAGGGCAACAAAUGGUCCUGAUUUAGUUGCUUUCAUGAAUGAUAUGGAGUUCAAUAUUACAACCAUUUCUAGUAUGAGCUGCUCUCAAUUGCGCAGUCUUGGUACUAUUUUUUUGGGCAAUCCAGGAUCCAUUGACUAUCGCGUAGCACCUCUGUCAACCUUUGCCAACUAUUCUUGCCUUAACACUUCCCGUGGACCAACAGUAAGUUUGAGAUGCAACAAUUGCCCUCUUGGACGGGACAAUGUGUACAUCUCGUGGCAAUUUAUUGAUUUGCCUGGUCAACCUGCCAGUGCAGUUGCAUUUGAAUUCAAUCUUACAGCAAGAAACCCUGCCCAGAAGAAACAUAUGAGUUUAGUCAGUGGUACGGUGAGAAAUGGAACUGAUUUGAAUGAUAUGCCUUUAGCAUUCCGAGGCAUGGGUACAAAUAUAUUAAAGUUCAAUUUAUUUCCCAGAGUGUAUCAGAAUCUACAUAAUCUAAAGCUUGUCCAACCUCUGUUCCAUGAGUUAGUUCCGGGUUCCUUUAUAAGAGAUGCAAAUGCUCUUCAGGCGUCCCUUCAGAAUCCAACUAAUGGAUUGAUGAACACCACAUUGCACAUCAAUUUUCUCUCUGACUACAUAGUUGAGAUUGAUAAUCAGAAUAUAUUGGGACCAGUGAGCUUCCUUGCAGACCUCGGUGGUCUUUACUGCAUAAGUAUUGGGAUUUUCUUCUACCUUUUGGUGCAAUGUGAAUAUAGAAUCAAAAGACUACGUAAUGAAGAUCAAGUUUUCAGGAAUAUCAGAAGUCGACGUAAAGCUCAGGAUCAUUGGGAUAAGUUGCGGAAGUAUGUAAUGUAUACAUGGGGUCCUAGCUCAUUACUUGAAGAUAAUCAUAACUUUAGUGGCAACGGAUGUUGUGAUUGUGCUGGGGGUGCCUCGCAUAGAAAAGGCGAAUCCUUACACAAAAGGAGUCGUCAAGAAAUUAGUCUGCGUGCCAUUAGUUUUGACAAGAAAGAUAGUUCGCGUAAGGGAAUGGUUGGAAAACAUUUGUCAGAACCUACAAAAAGCUUGAAAGAUGUUAAUAUUCCUCCUCCACCAACUUUACCUGAGUUUAAUGGAAGUUCUAAUGUUGAUGUGUCUGAUAUCCAUAAGAACCUUAAAGAUCUAUAUGAAUAUAACACAAUGUUAAGGGAGAAACUGGUUGAUACCCAGUCUAUGCUUCGUGUUUUAACAAACAAGUAUCCAUCUAUGGCAUCAGAAGUCCAAACGUGAUAUCUAACUUGCCAGUUGGCGCUAGUUGAGCUUGUCUCCAGUAGCUUGAAGCAACUGCGCAACUGUAAAUGUCGACUUCAUAAGCUUCUGGUUUUCCCCAAUGAACUCCUUCGUGCUGUAUUGAGAACAAAUUAUGUUUUAUGAUGUCCUUGAUCUUGGGGAGCCGUAUGUGUGGGCAGGUAUUCAGUCUCAUGUAAAUUCGUACAGUUGAAGUUCAUUGUUAAUUGGUGAUGCAGAAUCAAAUUCGGAGGCAUAUAUGGAUAUACCGUGUGGUGUGAAACUGAGAUUCUGGUUGCUGUAGCGCUUUCCAAGUUUCCAUCAAGAAAAAACAUUGUUGCGACUCAUUUGAUCAUUUUUGAAAUAUACGAGUGAAAAUAUCAGUGUUUCAAGAGCAUUGUGCCUUUAUUAUUACUGCGUAUUAUUUUGUUAUAUUCUUAUUGCAGUUUGUACAUAUUUUUUCAGUACGUGGAUAAAAACCAAAUGAGCAAUGGUGCAUAUAUUUCAACUUUGAUUGUAUUGUUCUUCAAAUUUUUUUUGAUGUAUUGAAAUUUGGAAUACGUCAGUCUUCAAUACUUUGUAAUAGGUUGUACUAUUACUAUAGCAUAUGAAAUUAUGAAUACUUUUUUUUUUUU
This is a messenger RNA of Chenopodium quinoa (quinoa), 2990 nucleotides long. RefSeq lists its product as uncharacterized. The transcript has 8 exons. The record is from RefSeq and is a predicted model, not a curated record. The coding region runs from base 589 to 2358 and encodes 589 amino acids. NCBI's taxonomy places the organism in Eukaryota, Viridiplantae, Streptophyta, Magnoliopsida, Caryophyllales, Amaranthaceae.